This is a messenger RNA of Coregonus clupeaformis (lake whitefish), 1862 nucleotides long. RefSeq names its product GTPase IMAP family member 9. Bases 317 to 1366 code for a protein of 349 amino acids. Gene Ontology annotation, molecular function: GTP binding. NCBI's taxonomy places the organism in Eukaryota, Metazoa, Chordata, Actinopteri, Salmoniformes, Salmonidae. The record is from RefSeq and is a predicted model, not a curated record. The transcript has 4 exons.
AUAUCACUUUCGAUUUUACUCAAAGUGUAGCCUACAGUUCUGCAGUUUUACUCUAACAAUGUAGCUUACAGUUCAAACAGAUAUGAUCAGAUUUGUAUAUGCCUAUAUCUUCUCAUUUAAAUUAUAUUUUGAACUGGAUUAUUAUGCAAUGAUAAACGAUAUCGUUUGUUAUUUUAGCACGUGUGAAUAAAUAAAGUUUCGGAGUACAAGACCCAACGACAUCGUCGACAGAAAUUCAGUCGGCAAAUUCCCUAAGGAAUGGAUGUACAUGAUUCCAGCGGUUAAGAUGCAGAGUUAUGAGGAUAAAGGAGAUUAAAUGGCAUCCAACAAGAGUUCUGAGCCGAAAAGGAGGAGGAGCAUUGAUGAGCCCCCUUAUUUGUCAGGUGAUGCAGAGUUCAGAGUCCUUGUCUUUGGGAGAAGUGGUCGCAAUCAAUUUUCUCUGACAAACUCCAUUCUGGGGACAGAUGUGUUCGAUGAUGAGGUCUGCAGGAUUGCAGAGAGUCAGAGACACAGGAGCGAAGCGUUCGAUAGAAAACUAGCUGUGGUCAACACCCCAAACCUCUCUGAGUGUGAGGCAUCAGAGAAAGAGCUGAACAGGGUGUUCAAGAGGUCUGUGUGUAUGUCCUCUCCUGGUCCCUACGCCGUCCUCUUUGCAUUAGACCUGAGCAACAUCUCACCAGGUGCCGUGCGCAUCCUGCAACUCGUCACAAAGCAUUUUGGGGACAGCAUCUUGAACCACAUGAUGGUUGUGGUGUGCCACGAAGGGGAGAAGGAGGAUUCAGCUCUUGAGGAGAGAGUCAAGACUAUCAGAGACUUCAGGGAGCUCAUUGAGAAGUGUGGCCAAAGGUAUCACCUCUUCAAUGAGAGAAAGGCCCGGAGAGAUGAGAAGGUUUCCAGACAGCUCCUGGAGAAGAUGGACAACAUGGUGAGGGAAAACGCAGGCAGAUUCUACUCCAAUCACCAAUACGAGGAAGCAGAGGAGAGAAUCCAGAAAGAGGAGCGUUUCAUGAUGAAAGCGAGAGAGAAGGAGAUGCUGACAAAGUGGAAGGAGCUGGAGAGCAGGCACACAGGUGAAGGUCUUGAAAAGGAGCUGCUGCAGUUCGAGACAGCGAUAAGAGUAGAGAACCGAGAGAAGGCUGAGAGGAAGAUUUCAGAGAUACUAGGAUUCACUCUCAGAGCAGUUGACUAUGCUGCCGCAGUAGGUAAAGGGGCAGCUGUAGGCGCUUUAUGUGGAGCAGUCAUGGGGUUUGAGGGAAUGGCGGUGGGAGCUGUUAUAGGUGCCGUUGUUGGGGGUGUCGUAGGAGGUGCUGCCAGAGAGGCAUGGGGUUACGUCACAAACGCUGCUGAACAAAUUAAUAGACGUUGAGACAAUGGUGCCUUCAUUGAAGAUGCAUUGCACAGUUUAACAGAUUGUGAAUGUCAUAUUGAUGACGUUCCUGCAGAGUUUAACACCACUGUCAGAUUUGUAGAGGUCUGAGGCCAAUCAGAUCAGUAAUUACACUUAUUUGUCAGUGAGAAAUAUUCAGAGAUGUAUGUUUUCUAGAUAAUAGACGUUGUUUAUUUUUGAUUGCUGAUCUCGUUAUGGUAUUAGUAGAUUAUUUUACACAGAUUCAUUCUUGAAAUAUGUAAUUAUGGAUAAAGUGAGCUGCUUUAACGAUGGACAUUCUAAAUGUAUUGUUGUUUUUGGUGUCUUUGGAAUUCCCAAUAAAUCUGUGUACAUUUAAAUAAGUAAAUGUAAAUAUACAAUAUAAAUCCAUUUUUGAAAGAACAUAGUUCUUAUUUUUUAUAUAACUUCUGGUGUAGGAGUCUCUAUUGUGCCUGAUAAAUGACCAGAUUUGGAAAAUAAAUCCCUGUUUUGUUUC